Molecule: messenger RNA, 1608 nt
Organism: Verticillium alfalfae VaMs.102
Lineage: Eukaryota; Fungi; Ascomycota; Sordariomycetes; Glomerellales; Plectosphaerellaceae
Exons: 6
Coding region: 1-1608 (535 amino acids)
Source: RefSeq, a predicted model, not a curated record
AUGGCUGUCACCCUGGGCAAAAAGGCACGACGUCAGCUCCAGUUCCGUCCAUCAAUGAGGGGCCGGCCCCAAGCUGAAGCUACCUAUCUACCUAGCGACAUUCCGCCCCCGCUCGGCGCCAGCGACUCUGACUUCCUGCCCAUCAUCAUCACCCUGCUAUUGUCAGAUGUACCCACCCCUACACCUGCCACGGCUCUCCCAGCCAGGCAACCCUUCCGCCGGCCUCGUCCUCUCGUCUUCGAAGCUGAUGCGGCCAAUUCGCCGCCGCCGCCGCCGCCCAAUGGCCACGCCAUCCGUCGCGCGAACACCAUCGACGAGUCCUACCGCCGCCCACGAUCCUCCUUCACGUCGGCCGCCGCCACCGCCUCGGGCCCCUAUGACGUCCCCCGCAGGAGAGACUCGACCCUCUCCGACUACAGCCUGGGCGACGCCGGCGAUCUCUUCAACCCAAAACCCCUCGGCCACCAGCCCUCGGCCGAAGACGGUUCCAAGUGGACGCACUUGCCCAUCGCCUUUGCCCUGCUGCCCGCUGUCGGAGGCAUCCUCUUCCAGAAUGGCAGUGCCAUCGUGACGGACGUCAUGCUGCUGGGCUUGUCUGCCGUCUUCCUACACUGGUCCGUGACGCAGCCGUGGAGCUGGUACCAUUCCGCGCAAGAAGUACGUCUCCAUGAGGAGCUGAGUUCAUCCCUCGCGGUCGACGACGAGAGCGAUCCCGACCCCACAAGCGAAACCGAGCCCGCGGACGCGUCUUCCGCCGAAACCAAGCCUGAUGCCAAACGACGAACAUCGACAGACGCGACAUCGGAUGCUCUCGCCGAGCUGUAUCUGCACGAGGUCCUCGCCUUGGCUUCGUGCUUCUUCUUCCCCAUACUAGGAGCCUACCUCCUUCACACCAUUCGGGCGCAGCUCAGUCGACCGUCCGAGGGCCUCGUCUCCAACUACAACCUGUCCAUCUUCCUCCUGGCUGCCGAGCUGCGUCCCAUGUCCCACAUGAUUAGACUCGUUCAGUCGCGCACACUGCGACUCCAGCGUUACGUCCACGAGAACCCCUACAGUCAGGUCGCCGCCAACAGCACUCACAUCGCCACGCUGCAAGAGAGGAUCGAGGCGCUCGAAGCACGCCCAGCAUCAGCAACAACAUCGGGCACGACGCUGCUCGGACUGCUGAAGCGCCAGAAGCGGGUGCCGGACAAGAUAUCGCGGUCAGCCAGGUCGGUACGGCCGUCGUCGGGUCAGUCGCGCUCCGGUAGCGAUAGGCCACUGAGCCGGCUGUCCCGGAGAAAGCUGCAAGGUGCUCUUUGCCUGAGACCAGGGGGUUGUAAGAUAGCAUCUUGUUCAGUUGUCCCCUUGACUCUCUCGGAACGGCGACUAUGUUCGAGGCGUUCUGUAAGACCAGAAGCCCCUGACAAGCAAGCAACAUAUAUUGACCUUCCGCGCGCCCCUCGAAUCAGCUACCAGCCGGUCGAGAAUCGAGGCCAUCCGACAGUACGCUACGGGAGCCCCUUGGUCCGGUGGCGAUGUGAGAACACGAUGUCUCGUGGUCCUGCACCGCGCACCGUCGCUGUGCGAGACUCAGGAGCGAACUGCAGGGUGGAGAUUUUGCCUUGA